Molecule: messenger RNA, 1743 nt
Organism: Cucurbitaria berberidis CBS 394.84
Lineage: Eukaryota; Fungi; Ascomycota; Dothideomycetes; Pleosporales; Cucurbitariaceae
Exons: 2
Coding region: 1-1743 (580 amino acids)
Biological process (GO): proteasome-mediated ubiquitin-dependent protein catabolic process; protein linear polyubiquitination
Cellular component (GO): ubiquitin ligase complex
Molecular function (GO): zinc ion binding; ubiquitin binding; ubiquitin-protein transferase activity
Source: RefSeq, a predicted model, not a curated record
AUGGCUGAUUUCGAGAUUCAUAGGCAUAUCGAAGGAGGUAACGUUAGAUUCAUUGCUGGAUGUGCUCUCUCAGGAUUCGACCUCAACCCCAGUAUCCGGAUUACCAACAGGCUGUCUAUCAAAUCUGACGCCAACACAAUCCUUGUAUCCUGGCGGCCUAGUACAGAAAUUGGAUCUUUGAUGAUAAAGGGGGUGCUGCAAUCGGUUGCAGGCCCACUACGGUUCUGCCAUAGGCCACCUCCUGACGUGAGAGGAAGGUGGCACGGGAAUACGAUCGCCGGCUUCUAUCAUCCAGAGCACGCGCAAGCAGCCCUGAAACACUUCAGCGGCUCAACUGAGAUAGAAGUUCAAGUGGUAUACACAGUCUACUUCACCGCUCCUAAAGAACUUUCAGAUGUUGUCCUCCUCGAUGUAGAGGACAUUGCAUCUCAGAUUCCGGAAGCCAAAAUAACCUGGGAAGAGCCUAGAGGCGGUAUGGUCACGUUGCGUCUUUCAGGGACAAGGCAAGAGAAUAUCGUUGACAUGAAGAGAAUUCUCGAAGCCAUCUACGCAGGACGCAUCGCUACCAGCAGCCUACAAGCUACCCGCUACGAGAUCUGGCACGAUUUCUUUGCCACGCCUCCAGGGGAGGUCUGGCUUCAGCACCUUGCGCGAGACACACGCGUCGUCAUCAUGAGUGACAGGUUGCAGCGGCGUCUACGCAUCUAUGACCCGGAAGAGGAUGACAUCCACAAGGGUUAUGUGGAGCAGAAACUUGCAGAAAAGGUGGCUGAACUUGACGCCUGGCAGGAAAGUCAUGCCAUUCAGCUGGAUGUGAAAGAUUUCAGGAAGCUUAUUGCAUCUGAAACUGUCGCAAAGGCGCAGAAGAAGCUGGGCAGGGCAAAUGUCAGCCUAGAUAUUCUCAAGAAAACGCUCGUGCUCCGCUGCCCUCGCAAAGCAGCGUACCUCGUCACGUACGAGCUGAACUUACCCCUACCACCGCCAGAUAUCAGGAGAGCCAAGCGUGAAUGCCCCCAAUGCGGCGACGCAACGACCGACAUCGAGUUCUCUGGCUGUGGCCAUGUCGCCUGCAGAGACUGCUUUGAUCAUCAACUGCGGGUAGCGUCAUCUGAUCUCACUGGCAACCACUUUCCCCUCGUUUGCUGGCAUGAAUAUUGCGGGCAACCGGUCUCCAUUCCGGAUCUUCGCAAGUACGCUACGGGCACGGUGGUUGACUCGUUGCUGAAGGCAUCUCUGACCUACCAUAUCCGCUCAUCGCCCGACAUCUAUCGGAACUGCCGUACCCCCGACUGUCAGUCUGUAUACCUUCGCAACGGUUCCUACGAGAUCUUCACUUGCCCAAACUGCCUAACGCAAACGUGUACCUUGUGUCACACUGAGCCCCACGUUGGCUGGACCUGCGCGGAAUUCGAUGCACAUCUUCGCAAGACGCAAGUCAACGAACACCUACUAGAUGGAUAUAAAGCCCGGGCGGGUACCAAAGACUGCCCAAAGUGCGCCACGCUCAUCGAGAAAGUUGAUGGUUGCAAUCAUGUCGAGUGCAGCGGCUGCCAUGGGCAUAUUUGUUGGGUUUGUUUAAAGGUCUUCACGAGAAGCGACGCCAUAUAUCAGCACAUGAACGAUGCGCACGGAGGAAACGGGCUGGUUGAUGACGGAGAAGACGAGGAUACUAGGCAUGUCGACCUCGAGCAUAACCAGAACUCUCGUUGUAGUGUCGAUUAUUUGCUUAUGCAGCGGUAUUAG